AGGACUGCACGGCUGCAAUAUCUCCAAACCGGAGCGCACGCGUGAGGCGCGCACCGCUUAUCAGAGGAACGACACACUUUCACCGUCCGGUGUAAAGUCACUUUGAGCUCGAGCCAAAGCCAGCGACAAAGACAGAGGUGAAAAUGGCUGAGGACAUUCAAGCCAAACUUGAGAAAUAUCGCACUGCUCCCUUUGAUGCCAGAUUCCCCAACCAGAACCAGACCAGGAACUGCUGGUCCAACUACCUGGACUACCACCGCUGUCAGAAAGCUCUGGAUGCUAAAGGAGUAGACACAGCCCCCUGCGACUGGUACAAGAGGGUCUACAAAUCACUCUGCCCCAUGUCCUGGGUCCAGAAAUGGGACGACCAGAGAGACGAAGGGACCUUCCCAGGAAAAAUCUGAGGCCUCCAAAGCUCUUGGUCUGCAAAGAUGUAACCUUUUCAGCUAAAUGUUUGUAAUGUUUGGUGCGAGGCUGAAUGUCAGGCUCCUUUCUUCUGCUAACGCUCUGUCUUCAGAGCACACUGAAACUUAGUGGUCAUUCCUUACAAAUACCCUGAAAUGUACAGCAGAUUCUGCAUUAAAGUAUCUCAGGAUAUAUUUAUGGAG
Molecule: messenger RNA, 608 nt
Organism: Stegastes partitus (bicolor damselfish)
Lineage: Eukaryota; Metazoa; Chordata; Actinopteri; Pomacentridae
Gene: cox6b1
Product: cytochrome c oxidase subunit 6B1
Exons: 4
Coding region: 144-404 (86 amino acids)
Cellular component (GO): mitochondrion; respiratory chain complex IV
Source: RefSeq, a predicted model, not a curated record